Molecule: messenger RNA, 552 nt
Organism: Geodia barretti
Lineage: Eukaryota; Metazoa; Porifera; Demospongiae; Tetractinellida; Geodiidae
Source: the annotation of a GenBank genome assembly
GCUAAUUGGAAUUCACCCCUCGAAGCCCACCGAAGCCCUAGCCAUUCCUUUAUCUAUGGGCGAAGUCAGAGCCAGAGGCCUCCCAGACAGAUGUCACAGCAGCUUCCGUGGAGCGAGAUCGAGAAACACGCCGACAUAUCCUCGUGUUGGGUAGUCAUACAUGGAAAGGUGUACGAUCUGACUGCUUUUGUGAGCGAGCAUCCAGGAGGUCCGGACAUUCUGCUAGAUGUUGCUGGAGGAGAUGGCAGUGAGUUGUUUGAGGACAUAGGCCACACGUCCAGUGCCAGAGCAAUGAUGACCCAGUAUGCCAUUGGAGAGGUGGAAGACUAACAAUGGGUGAGAGUCUACUAGUUACAGUAUCUUGGUCUUAUCCACUUUCAGAUGUAAGAGCGCAUGCAGAUGUUAUUCAUAGUCGCCAGAAGGGAAAACCAGUGCAAUCACGACAGCAUGGAGCACUGGUUUCGGUGCUGUUUUGCAAACAUGCUUCUGGUGUGCUAUGUACUGUGUACGUUUAGUUUGUGAUAGUGUGAACUAUGUAAAGAUUAUUUCUUU